Messenger RNA from Verticillium nonalfalfae, 2508 nucleotides. It is a transcript of the gene CDC27, whose product is annotated as anaphase-promoting complex subunit cdc27. The record is from RefSeq and is a predicted model, not a curated record. The transcript is spliced from 2 exons. Gene Ontology annotation, biological process: cell division. Lineage: Eukaryota; Fungi; Ascomycota; Sordariomycetes; Glomerellales; Plectosphaerellaceae. The coding region runs from base 1 to 2508 and encodes 835 amino acids. Gene Ontology annotation, molecular function: protein binding.
AUGGCCCCGUCGAGUACAGCCAUCACUGGUCUUCUUCGCCAGGUCGUAUAUUACCACCUCGACAACAACUCCUACGAGAAUGCACUCUUCUUUGCCGAGAAGCUUGCUGCCCAGGACCCGAAAGCGAGCGAGUCCACACAUCUCCUCUCCUUAUGCCAUUUCCGACUCGGCGACCAUCGAUCAGCCUUUGACUUCAGUAGGGCGUCCGCCAACCGGGGAUCCAACCUGGGCACAAUAUGGGUCUUUGCCCAAUCAUGUCUUCACCUGGAGCGCUACCGCGACGGCAUCAGCGUUCUUGAGAAGACACGCGAUCGCUGGGUGAACAAGUCACACCUCGGCAAGCAUACCGCAGUUGCGCGGUCGAUGUGUCCAGACGAGGCUACUGUGCUAUGCUUACUCGGCAAGCUUUACCGCGCAUACGAUGAUCGCAAAAAGGCUGCCGAAUGCUUUGAGAAUGCACUCAAAACUAACCCGUUCAUGUUCGACGCAUUCCAAGCUCUUUGUGAUCUUGGUGUCACCGUCAGGGCAGCCAACAUCUUCCGAGUCAACGAUACUCUCACGCAAGCCUUCACGCAGGACUUGACGGCUGCUUCGGCGGAUCUCAAAGAUAGCUCGGCCGUCAACUUCCUUGAGCCCACGACGAAGAAGGCCUCCGCUCGUAAUGUGAUGGAGGUGGCAGAUCCUUUCGAGCUAUCACGUGUGCCCGGCCACCACGACACAGCAUUCGCACUGAGCGCGGGUCCUGCGGAGUCAGAGGAGAAUGAUUUCAUGUCCAAGAUAACAGCUGCCAGGACACGGCUGGCGCAUCCCUUAGCGGGCAACGGGUCCAUCGACGUCAUGGAAACACCAACCGGCCCUCUACCAGUGGUCGACGCGCAUGCUGUACGCACGGCCUCGAAUUUUGCCGUCAGCGACGUACCACCAGCGGCACCAACCCGUAGGACCAGAACAGCACCUGCGCCGCAAACCGAGGGUGCCUUCAUGGAGGCGCCGCCCCCAAGGAUGGGGUACCGUCUGGGCGCGAAGCGAGCUGUGCGGUCCCAAGACAAGGGCCAGGAGCAGCCCAUUGAGACUCUUCCUGAUCAGCUGAGCGGCCUGUCGCGAUCGUCGGCUGUUGCAGCAGAAAGGAAACGAACGGUAUCCGGCCACCCAGUCGUCUCCAGGCAGCAGUCCGAGGAGCCCGUCACCCGAAGAAGUGCGCGCCUCAACAUGUUCAAGCCGUCAGCCGCCAAGACGAACUCCGGCGCAUCCACUAUCGGUGCCACAGCCACCCGGGAACUGAAGAAGGCUAGGCCCCCUAUCUCCCGGGCAUUCCGUCCCGGAUCUAGUGGCUCCAGCGUGGGCAGAGUUGUUAGCGGCAACCGGAACCCCCGUCAAGAAGAGCAUAGCAUGGAUGUCGACCACGCCGAGACCUCACGUGUUAAAGAGCCUCCCGCUGUCCAAGCAGCUGUCGUCAAGCCGCCCCCCCAAGAGCCGGAUCAUCUCAAGAUGGAGGAGUCUCUGAAGUGGAUCAUGGACCUGCUGAGAAAGACAGGGACCGGGUACUUCGCUGCCUCACAGUUCCGCGGGCACGAUGCAGUGCAGUCUUACAGCAGCUUGCCCAGGAGCCAGCAGGAGACGCCUUGGGUCCUGGCACAAGUAGGAAAAGCUCAUUAUGAGCAAGCGGCGUACGUCGAGGCAGAGAAGUAUUUCAGGAAACUGCGAGUCUUGGCACCUUCGCGGAUGGAAGACAUGGAGGUCUACUCUACAAUCUUGUGGCACCUCAAACGCGAGACUGAUCUCUCGUUUUUGGCUCACGAGCUUAUCGACUCGGAAUGGCUGGCCCCGCAAGCGUGGUGCACGCUAGGAAAUGCAUGGUCCUUGGCAAGAGAGCCGGACCAAGCGUUGCGGUGCUUCAAACGGGCGACUCAGGUUGACCCCAAGUUUGCCUAUGCCUUUACGUUGCAGGGUCACGAGCACGUUGCGAAUGAAGAGUACGAAAAGGCACUGGGAGCGUACCGACAGGCAAUUACUGCCGACCAGCGCCACUACAACGCUUACUACGGCAUGGGCAAGGUGCAUGAGAAGCUAGGCAACUACGACAAGGCUAGGAUCCACUUCCACACGGCGUCCAUGAUCAACCCGACGAAUGCAGUGCUCAUCUGCUGCGUGGGCAGUGUCCUUGAAAAGCAAAAGCAGAUGGGCCUGGCACUCCAGGCCUUCACCAAGGCCACCGAGUUGGCACCACGAGCUGCGCAGACUCGGUACCAAAAAGCUCGAGCUCUGCUGGCUGUCGGCCAGCUUGAAGCCGCGCAAAAGGAACUUUUGAUACUCAAAGAUUUGGCCCCUGACGAGGCAAACGUGCAUUUCCUCUUGGGUAAGAUGUACAUUCGCACUGGCGAGAAGCAGUCGGCCGUGCGGCACUUCACCGUCGCUCUCGCACUGGAUCCGAAGGCAAGCCCACAAGUCAAGGAGGCGAUCGAAAGUAUAGAGGACGAUCAGGGGAUGGAAGACUCCCUCAUGACGUGA